GAAAACUCCUAAUCCAGAGGGAAUGGAGAUGCAAAUGCAUAGUUUGAAGGAGAAAUCCUCCAGUGUGGAAUCAGUUGCUUUUACAAUGAGUGUUAUGUGUAAAAGGGGCUUGAAUUGUACUGAAGCCUUCAUGCCUAGAUACCUCCAUAACUACAGAUUCUACUUCAGGUGUUGAUGUCCUCUUCAUCCCAAGAAAUCAUCCCCUUAUUAAGCAGCUCUUCCCUAGAUCUUGAAGAUCAGAUCUGAUUUGUUAAGUCAUCCGUUUACAUGACAGCGAUUCAGCUUUAUUCAGCUGCCUCCUUGCCCACGUGAAUAAGGUGGUAGAUGGGUAGUAAAGUCAAGUGAACCUGUUUACCCGAUAUGUGAGAGCCUGGAUCAGUGCAAAGGACCAGAGAGAAGUUUAGGAUUGGAUUGUGAUUUGGAACAGCUGGAGCGAAGAUGAAUUACAAGAAAACUAUAUUAAGUGCAGAGGGACCUUGCAGUGAGCAGCAGAUUGAAAAUGAACCCAGGGCUGGUGGAUUUAGGCACUACUACAGAUGAAUCAGCACUGAAAGUCUUUUAAUGACUAUUCAAACUCCAGAAGGACCAACACCAAAUAAAUUAUGAAUGUUGAACAAGAUGACCUUACAUCCACAGCAGAUAAUGAUAGGUCCUAGGUUUAACAGGGCCCUAUUUGACCCCCUGCUUGUGGUGCUAUUGGCUCUUCAACUACUUGUGGUGGCUGGUCUAGUAAGGGCUCAAACUUGCCCUUCUGUCUGCUCCUGCAGCAACCAGUUCAGCAAAGUGAUCUGCGUGCGGAAGAAUCUGAGAGAUGUCCCAGACGGUAUCUCUACCAACACACGAUUACUGAAUCUUCAUGAAAACCAGAUUCAAAUCAUUAAGGUGAAUAGUUUCAAACAUCUGAGGCACCUAGAAAUCUUGCAGCUAAGCAGGAAUCACAUUAGAACAAUUGAAAUAGGGGCCUUCAAUGGUCUGGCCAAUCUCAACACUUUGGAACUCUUUGACAAUCGUCUUACCACCAUCCCUAAUGGGGCUUUUGUAUACCUGUCAAAACUGAAGGAGCUUUGGUUGAGAAACAACCCAAUUGAGAGCAUCCCUUCUUAUGCUUUUAACAGAAUCCCUUCCCUGCGUAGGUUGGAUUUGGGUGAAUUGAAAAGGCUUUCAUACAUCUCAGAAGGUGCCUUUGAAGGUUUGUCCAAUUUGAGAUAUUUGAACCUUGCCAUGUGCAACCUUCGGGAGAUCCCUAACCUUACACCGCUUGUAAAACUGGAUGAGCUAGAUCUUUCUGGGAACCAUCUAUCUUCCAUCAGGCCUGGAUCCUUCCAAGGAUUAAUGCAUCUUCAAAAAUUGUGGAUGAUACAAUCCCAGAUUCAAGUGAUUGAACGGAAUGCCUUUGAUAACCUUCAGUCACUGGUAGAGAUCAAUCUGGCACACAACAAUCUCACGCUACUGCCUCAUGACCUUUUCACACCACUCCGACUAGAAAGGAUUCACCUGCACCACAAUCCUUGGAACUGCAACUGUGACAUUCUUUGGCUCAGUUGGUGGAUUAAAGACAAAGCACCCUCCAACACUGCAUGCUGUGCCCGUUGCCACACACCUCCUAACUUGAAAGGAAGGUACAUUGGUGAGCUGGACCUGAAUUACUUCACGUGCUAUGCUCCAGUGAUAGUGGAGCCACCAGCAGACCUCAACGUCACAGAAGGCAUGGCUGCAGAGAUGAAAUGCCGAGCAUCGACCUCUCUGACUUCUGUAUCUUGGAUUACUCCAAAUGGAUCAGUUAUGACACACGGGGCAUACAGAGUUCGGAUUUCUGUGCUUAGUGAUGGCACAUUAAAUUUUACAAAGGUGACCGUGCAAGACACGGGCUUGUAUACAUGCAUGGUGAGUAACUCUGUUGGAAAUACCACAGCUUCUGCCACGCUUAAUGUGACUGCAGUGGAAAAUGGUUACACAUACUUUUCAACUGUCACAGUAGAGACUGUGGAACCUUCUCAGGAUGAGGCACGGACCACGGAGCAGGUCGGGCCAACGCCAGUUACUGACUGGGAGACCACCAACAUGACAACCUCUCUCACUCCACAGAGCACAAGGUCAACAGAAAAAACGUACACCAUCCCAGUGACGGACCCAAACAAUGGGAUUCCAGGAAUAGAUGAGGUUAUGAAGACUACCAAAAUCAUAAUUGGUUGUUUUGUGGCUAUCACCCUCAUGGCUGCUGUGAUGUUGGUAAUUUUCUACAAAAUGAGGAAACAGCAUCACCGGCAGAACCACCAUGCUCCAACAAGGACUGUAGAGAUUAUUAAUGUGGAUGAUGAGCUUACAGGUGACACACCCAUAGAGAGUCACUUGCCCAUGCCAGCAAUAGAGCAUGAGCACUUAAAUCACUAUAACUCUUAUAAGUCUCCUUUUAACCACACAACAACAGUUAACACAAUAAAUUCAAUACACAGUUCAGUGCAUGAACCGUUAUUGAUCCGAAUGAACUCUAAAGACAAUGUACAAGAGACUCAGAUCUGAAACAUUUAUGAAGUUAUGGGGUGGGAGGGGACAAAAAAGACGGUUUAUAAAACAAAUGACACAAAUGACUGGGCUAAAUCUACUGUUUCAAAAAAGUGUCUUUACAAAAAAAAAAGAAAUUUAUUUAUUAAAAAUUCUAUUGUGAUCUAAAGCAGACAAAAUUAUGUGUAUUCCUCAAAACCUGUUUUGCUGCACUUAUUUACCCAAGUCCUUUCCUCCUCCUUCCCCUACCUACUCUAACCCCCA
This is a messenger RNA of Alligator sinensis (Chinese alligator), 2766 nucleotides long. RefSeq names its product leucine rich repeat containing 4C (gene LRRC4C). The record is from RefSeq and is a predicted model, not a curated record. Gene Ontology annotation, biological process: synaptic membrane adhesion; regulation of axonogenesis; modulation of chemical synaptic transmission. NCBI's taxonomy places the organism in Eukaryota, Metazoa, Chordata, Crocodylia, Alligatoridae. Gene Ontology annotation, molecular function: cell-cell adhesion mediator activity. The transcript has 7 exons. Gene Ontology annotation, cellular component: plasma membrane; glutamatergic synapse; postsynaptic density membrane. Bases 607 to 2520 code for a protein of 637 amino acids.